Molecule: messenger RNA, 1697 nt
Organism: Belonocnema kinseyi
Lineage: Eukaryota; Metazoa; Arthropoda; Insecta; Hymenoptera; Cynipidae
Product: mitochondrial import inner membrane translocase subunit Tim22
Exons: 5
Coding region: 303-866 (187 amino acids)
Biological process (GO): protein insertion into mitochondrial inner membrane
Cellular component (GO): TIM22 mitochondrial import inner membrane insertion complex
Molecular function (GO): transmembrane protein transporter activity
Source: RefSeq, a predicted model, not a curated record
GCACUAGGUCAACAAAUUUAUGAAAAAUUUUGACAGUUAACGCGUGCUGUCAAUUAGCAGACGAUAAACAGACCAUUCAGUCUCGGCGGUCUCAGCUGAAAUUUGAUCUGAAAACGUGUUAUGGACUAUGGAGCCAUUCGAGUAAUUUUAGGAUUUUGAAGUUUGAAAUGUAUUUAUUUUACUUUGGCGGAUUUUAAUAUUAAUUUAUUGACUCGGAAUAGUUAUGCUCAUUAGAAGAGCCACAACGAAUUUUGCAAAACUAAUUCAUAGAUAGGUAAAUAUAAGGAUCUUAGAUUUGAAAAAUGUUUUUCCCGCAACCUCCUCUCAAGGCGCCUGCAAGCGAAAAGCCCGAGGUUUCGGAAUGGGAUAAAAUUAUGAUGAAUCUUAUUGGAAAUCAGCAACGAUUUCGCGAAAAUAUUGUAAUUCCCAGAAUCCUUGGACAAGUUCACAUUAAAUCAGUUGAUGAAAAAAGAGUGGAAAUGGUGAUGGAAAGCUGCGCUUUCAAGAGUUUUAUGAGCUGUGUCAUAGGGUUUGGGUUAGGAGCUGCAAUAGGUUUAUUCUCAUCGAGCGUGAAUCCAAACGUAGCAGCAGUUGAAAAACAACAGACCGUACGUGAAAUUUUUCGCGAAAUGAAAACAACGACUGUCGGCUAUGCGAAAAAUUUCGCUGUUGUGGGUGGCGUCUUUUCAGCUGUUGAGUGCGCUAUUGAAUCGUAUCGAGGCAAGUCAGAUUGGAGAAAUGGCACUUACGCCGGUGGAGUAACCGGAGGCCUAAUAGGAUUAAGAGCGGGUGUGAAAGCUGGUUUGGUCGGAGCUGCGGGUUUCGCCGCAUUUUCUACUGCGAUAGACUACUAUAUGCACUCUUAAUGAACUGAAUAUAUACUGUAAAAAGUUUACAUAAUAUUACAUUUCGUUGCUGCAAUUUUUUCCUCUAUGGGUUACAUGGUAUUUUUAAAAUACCAUAUAAUUUUCACAGUAUAGGCACACAGAAAAGGUUUUAAUUCUUGAAGCAUUCGGUUUCAUCAGUCGUACCCGUUAAAAGUUACCUCAAAUAAGUACAUUUCUAAGAAAGAAAAAUCAAAUCUUGCUCGAUAACUUCUAUAGUCUUUGGAUUUAUCGACCUUCCCUAUCACAUAAUACAGAAAUAAAAAGAACGCAGCUGGACUUGGCUUCGCAGUUGAAUCGACUAACAGAGGAAGACCAGGUAAUGUGUUUUUAAUGGGAUUCUACAUUUUUGCGAAGAAAGUUCAUGACUCCAUAUUAAAAUGGUUGAAUUUUCAUAACCCAAUAUUUAGCCAUUUUCGAGAUACAUAGCUGAAUUUUUUAUUAUUAAAUUGCAUUAAAUUACGUAAAUAUAAAGACUUGUUUUCAAUAGAAAAGUCGCCUUUUCAAAGAAUGGAAAAGCGAGUUUAACGUUGAAAACAAGUGUCAACAAUUUUUAUAUUUACAUAACUUUACAAGAGAAUUAAAGAAACAUAUUGGGUCUCGGGAAUUUCACAACUUUAGUUUGGGGGUUUCUUGACUAAAAUUAUGAAUCUAAACAAAAAACACACUAACUGAUCUUCCCCUGUAAAUUAUACGUAAGAAAAACUGAGAUGUAUGCAUAAAAACUGUUUUAAUCUCAUAGCAAAACGUUAUUAAAUUAUGGUUAUUUUGUGAAAAAAUAUAAAGUGCGUACAAUAAAAUAGACAGACUUUC